UGGUGGUUAAUGUGCAGCUGUGUGUUUCCAUCUCAUAAAUUCACUCCCAUAUCGGCCGUAAUUUUGACCUCGUAAAGGAAGAGGACGAAUUUUUCCAAUGAGUACGAUCACAGUUCGACGUUCCCAACAGGAGUAUGUUGUACCUACUAGUAGCACACAGGAUCCCCAGCCGUCCCCCUUAGCUCUACUCGCCGCAACAUGCAGCAAGAUUGGAGCUCCAGCGAGCAACCCUGGCGGUGCACAAACCGUCAAUCAGGCCCAGGGGACAGCGAACCAAGUACAAGGAACCCCGACUGAACUAGUAGCCGGCCACAACAUCGUCCAGAUCGUCGACUCCGGGGCCAAGCAUCAGCAGGCCGGCCAGAUCACAGCCUUCCCCACUGGCGGCCUGCAGCUUCUUCAGCAGCAGCCUGGCCAAGUGAUCGCCACUCCCACAGGGGGAGGAAAUUUCACCUACAGCCUCAUGCCCCAGGCCCAGACAGUCAUGGUGGACGGUCAAGAGGCCCUGUUCAUCCCCACUACUCCCACAACACCGACCAUGGUCCCGGCCGGACAGACAUACGUCACCGGUUCUGGGCAGAUCAUACGCCCUCAGUCCACUCCUACAACUCCCUCAAAUCAUGUACUUCAGAAUGCCAAUUUUGCUGCAGGUGGGGGUAUGACACUCACCAACUUUGGGGGUAAUCUUGUUAAUGUUGCUGUUCGCCCUAAUGUUGCUCAAACAGUUCAGAUGCCCAUACAGUUACAGCAAGUUGGACUGCAGCCACAGAUUAUUCAAAUACCGGUGUCUACUGCCAAUGGCCAGACUGUAUUACAGACCAUUCAAAUCAACACCCCAGUGCAGACUGUUCAGAAUGCAUACCAAUCUCCCAUGCAGCUCACCCCAGUCUAUCAGUUUGCCUCAUCUGCUGCAUCAACAACCACACCAUCACCAUCAACGGUUACAGUAGCAAACACGACAUCAGCAGUGGCAAUGACAUCUGCAGCAACCAUGGUUACCCAGGCUACAACCAAAGCAACACAAAAGUCAAAAUCAACACCCACAAAAAAUGCCACUGUGCACACUACAGCACCAACUGUUGCCCCUAUUCAAAAUAUUGUCGUGCCGACUCAUGUUGUACCUCAAACAUUGUCAGUAGUCGCAACACAGACAACGCCAACAGUCACGGGAUCAACAGCGACAACUGUUGUCAGUUCUUGCUCUCCAGCAACAUCCGUAAUAUCGCUUCAAAAUUCUUUUGUCACGACGCCAAGUUUGACCAACAACGCUGUUGCAAUGUCUUCAGUGGACUCUCAGAAUACUUUUACAUUUUUGUCUCCGCAAGGGGCUGUUUUGUCUCCUAAUAUGUUGCAGAAUUUCGCUAUACCAAACAUCCAGCUGUCUGGCCAGCCUCAACUGGUGCAGCAGGGGCCCUUCAUACAGGCCGUCAUGCCAAAUAAUGUCAUACGCACCACUAACAACCUACAAGGUAUUCAAAUACAAGGACUGCAAGGGGUGCAAAAUAUUCAGACUCUUCAGAAUAUGCAGACCCUUGGUAACCAACCACAAAUUUUAACAGCUGCUGGUCAGCCAGUGGGUGGACUGACCAUCAUGCAGGGGUCAGGAGCGUCAACACCAACCCCUGCUGGACUGACUGUAGCGCAGGUGUCGCAAAUAGCACCACAGGUUCAGCCCAUACAGAACAUAAACAAUGGAGAUAGCAGCCAAGGCAGUGAAGGAGGAACUCAGAUACUGAGCCAAGCCCUAGACCAGGACCCUAAUGGACCAAUUAAAUGGCAGGUGAUGAACUCCGCCCCCUCAGAUCCCCUCAGCCCCACCCAGUCUGCUAUAAACAUUCACAUGGAGCCCAGUCCAGGAAGGAGGCUCAGAAGAAUUGCAUGCACUUGUCCCAAUUGCAAGGAUACGGAUAACAAAAAUGUAACCGGGGACAACAAGAAAAAGCAGCACAUUUGUCACUUUGAAGGUUGUAACAAAGUGUACGGCAAGACCUCUCACCUGAGGGCACACUUGAGGUGGCAUUCGGGAGAGAGACCAUUUGUGUGUAGCUGGUUGUUCUGUGGCAAGAGAUUCACACGGUCAGAUGAACUGCAGAGGCAUAGGAGGACACACACAGGAGAAAAGAGGUUUGUGUGUCCACAGUGUUCCAAGAGAUUCAUGCGAAGUGACCAUCUGUCCAAGCAUAUCAAGACACACCAGACAAAGUCAGCGCAGAAACCAGAUGUUGAAGAUGAUAACAGUCUGGACAUUGAAGCCUUUGCAGCGGGAGAGACUGAGGCGCCAAAUCUUAACGUGUCAGACUCCUCACUACCAGGGUCAGACUAAGUCCCCAAGGUCUUGUUAAUGGGUCAGAAAUUUGAGAAGACAAGGGAAAAGAUGGGUUAACCCGGUGUGUCCAAACUACACUUCUCUUACACUGGUUUCCGGUUCUCAAAAAAAAUGAACACGGAAAAUGUAUUCGGUGCUUUGUCAACACAUGCUUUGAAAUCUUGCAGAGAUCAGUGAGUGCAGUUUGCUGCAUUGGUUAAACUCCUUGGCUUGUACCAGGUGCUGGCACUUACACAGUAAUUAUAAUAACAAUAAUGUUUAAAAUAUGUAUUCUUAACAGUUAAAGAGGAAUAAUUAUAUUUUACGUGCAUUUUAAAAGAGGCAGGUCUUUCUCUUGAACUAUUAAAUGCACAGUGUUAAGGUUAGCAUUUUGCUGAAAGGGGGUUUGAGGAAAGAGGAUGAAAAAGAUUUUUCCUUUUUCAAUUUAUGAUAACUUUACAACCAUGACAUUAUUUUUAAUAAAUUGUUACUCAGUUUAGGGUAUGUGAAGCUUUUUAUAUGGUAAUAGCUAGUAAAGAAGGCACCAGCUGUUGUGUACACAUUAAAGUUUGUAACAAGAUUCUCUCAUUUUGUUUACAGCUCUGGUGACGAUUUUGGAAAUGUGCGUAGUCGAAACUUACAUACUUUUUCUAGUCCUUCUUUUUCAACAUUACAAUAAUAUUUAAGUUGCUGGACCAGUGUUGUUUUUGUAAUAUCUUUGUAUUCUACUUUACAAGAGAGUUAUUAUUAUUAUUAUUAUUGUUUUUUUUUUUUUGUUUGUUUUUUUUAAAGUUAUCUGCAUCUAAAUGCAGUAUGUCAUGUGAAAUGUAGAUAAUUUAUGAUGAUUUACUCAACAGUGUAUUGUUGAGGAUCAUUGAAAAACAUAAGAUAAUUCCAGGAAGUGUUUGUAAAUAUUUUGAAAAUUUUAAAUGUCUAUAGUAAGUAGAGUUGAGAAAGAUACUAAAUAUUGUACAUGAUAAUGGGACAUCAAAAUGUUACAUGAAGAAAAUGUUUAUAAAUUGAUAUGCUGCAGCAGAGUUUUGAAGUUGGUAACACAUUUCUUUCAUAUUACUUUUAUUACUGUAAA
Messenger RNA from Lingula anatina, 3392 nucleotides. RefSeq lists its product as uncharacterized. Gene Ontology annotation, molecular function: RNA polymerase II cis-regulatory region sequence-specific DNA binding; DNA-binding transcription factor activity, RNA polymerase II-specific. NCBI's taxonomy places the organism in Eukaryota, Metazoa, Brachiopoda, Lingulata, Lingulida, Lingulidae. Gene Ontology annotation, biological process: regulation of transcription by RNA polymerase II. The record is from RefSeq and is a predicted model, not a curated record.